GUCGGCGUAGGGGCGGGACUUCCUGCUUCGCGCGCUCUCAGGUCUCGGGACCCACUAGGCUCCGCUGGGCUUGAGGGGCGGCUGGUGGUGGGCGGAGGGUGGUGUUUCCGCGGGUCGGCGGCUACUGGGCUGCCCAGCCGUCCGCAGAAAGCCCGUCCACCGAGGUGGAGCGAAGCUUUUCUCCGCCGCCGCCCUCUCCGCCCUCGGAGCUCUCCCAGGAUACCUCAGAUUUCCCUGGAGUCCGGAGCUCUAGGGGCGCGCUCGGCCCUCCUUUUCCUCUUCAGCCUGCGCCGCGAGCGGCUGCCGGCCUGGCCAGCACCUCGCGUGUGGGACCUCAUCCCUUAGCCUCAAUGCCCGUGCGAGAAGAGUUGAGUGGGUGCCGGUGGUUGGAGCUGUGCAGGUGUCCCCCGGUGGCAAGUGUGGCCACAGCACCGGGCGCUAUUAAGUUUUAUGCGCGCACGUUGCAAGGACUGUGUGUGAGUCUGGUAUAAUUUGGUAUCCUGAGUGUCUGUCUUAGCAAGAAGGAAGUGGAAAAUACUCUUGAAAAGAAAACUAAGACAAUAAGGAAGCCAGAACUUACUUUUACAUGGUGAUUUGCUCACUUAACAGUAUGGACACUUUUCCCACCACAUUUCCUCCUGGUGGAGACAGUGGGCUGACAUAUUCUCAGUCUGAGGUGCAAAAAAUGUUAAUUGAUGAAAGGUUACGAUGUGAACAUCAUAAAACUAACUAUCAGACUCUUAAAGCUGAACACACAAGGUUGCAAGAUGAGUACAUAAAGUCACAAAAUGAACUCAAGCGCCUAUUAAAUGAAAAGCAAACUCACCAGGAAAAAUUUCAGCUGCUGCUUGAAGAGCUACGAGGGGAAUUAGUAGAGAAAACUAAAGACUUAGAAGAAAUGAAACUGCAGGUGUUAACUCCACAAAAGUUGGAACUGUUACGAGCCCAGAUACAACAAGAAUUAGAAACUCCAAUGAGGGAACGUUUUAGGAGUCUGGAUGAAGAAGUGGAAAAGUAUAGAACUGAAUAUAAUAAACUCCGCUAUGAACAUACAUUUCUUAAAUCAGAAUUUGAACACCAGAAAGAAGAAUUUGCACGUCUUCUACAAGAAGAAAAAAUAAAAUGUGAAUCAGAGAUUGCAGGACUGGAGAAAGAUAAAGAAGAACUACAUAAUCAACUGCUUAGUGUUGAUCCCACAAGAGACAGCAAACGAAUGGAACAACUCGUUCGAGAAAAAGUCCAUUUAUGUCAGAAAAUAAAAGGCUUAGAGGCUGAGGUAUCCGAAUUAAGGGCUGAAAAAGAAAAUUCUGGUGCUCAGGUAGAAAAUGUCCAAAGAAUUCAGGUACGGCAGUUGGCUGAGACACAGGCUACAGUCAGAUCCCUGGAGGCUGAAAAACAGUCAGCUAAACUACAGGCUGAACGCUUGGAAAAAGAGCUACAAUCAAUCAAUGAACAAAAUACUGUUUUAAUUAGUAAAUUGCAUAAAGCUGAACGGGAAAUAAAUACAUUGACCAGUAAAGUAAAAGAACUUAAACAUUCAAACAAACUAGAAAUAACAGACAUCAAACUGGAGGCAGCAAGAGCUAAGAGUGAGCUAGAAAGAGAAAGGAAUAAGAUUCAAAGUGAACUGAAUGGGUUACAGUCAGACAAUGAAAUUCUCAAGUCAGCUGUUGAACACCACAAAGCACUCCUAGUCGAAAAGGAUCGUGAAUUAAUACGUAAAGUACAAGCUGCCAAGGAAGAAGGUUAUCAAAAACUGGUGAUAUUACAAGAUGAAAAGCUAGAGCUUGAGAACAGAUUAGCGGAUUUAGAAAAAAUGAAAGUGGAACAUGAUGUCUGCAGACAAUCUGAAAAGGAUCAGUGUGAAGAGAAAUUGCGAGCUUCACAGAUGGCAGAAGAGUCGGCCAGAAGGGAACUUCAGAGUAUUAGGUUAAAACUUCAGCAACAAAUUGUGAAUAUUGAAAAUGCAGAGAAAGAAAAAAAUGAAAAUGCUGACCUGAAACAGCAAAUCAGUAGUUUGCAGAUCCAAGUGACCUCACUUGGACAGUCAGAGAAUGAGUUGCUGAAUUCAAACCAAAUACUGAAGGAAAUGGUAGAGAGGUUAAAACAGGAAUGCCGAAAUUUAAGAAGCCAAGCUGAGAAAGCACAACUAGAAGUUGAAAGGACUUUGGAAGAGAAACAGAUACAGUGGUUGGAAGAAAAGCAUAAAUUUCAGGAACGUCUCACUGACAGAGAAGAAAAGUAUAAUCAAGCUAAAGAAAAACUGCAGCGAGCUGCAAUUGCCCAGAAAAAGAGAAAAUCCCUUCAUGAAAACAAAUUGAAGAGACUGCAGGAGAAAGUAGAAAUCUUAGAGGCAAAGAGAGAAGAAUUAGAAACAGAAAACCAGGUGUUAAAUAGACAAAAUGUUCCAUUUGAAGAAUAUACAAGGCUUCAAAAAAGACUAAAGGACAUACAGAGAAGACAUAAUGAAUUUCGAAGUUUAAUUUUGGUUCCUAACAUACCUCCAACAGCAUCCAUCAAUCCUUUUAGUGUUCAGUCAUCAGCCAUGGUUCCAGGCAUGGACUUGUCGUUUCCUCCUCAUAUGCAGGAGGAACAGCAUCAAAGGGAACUCUCUCUACUUCGCAAAAGACUAGAAGAACUAGAAACAACACAAAGGAAGCAACUAGAGGAACUUGGAUCUCCUGGGGAAUGAUGUUCAUGGAAAAAAGAUCAAAAGGGAUGAAAUCACUGUGACUCAAUAAAGCUUGAAGUUUUAACGUAUGUGGCAUUUAGAUACUGUAUUCCUGUUUGCCAGAACAUUUGUGCCUCAAGAAAAGGUACCAGCUACAUGAUACAUUGCAUCAGUGUCAGGACUUUAGGAUUAUACCCAGGAUAAGUGAAACAUUAAAACCCCUUCAGAGAUGUUUAGAAUAUUUAUUGACAACUCUUUUGAGAAUGUUAGAAAAGAAAAAAAAAAA
Messenger RNA from Lynx canadensis (Canada lynx), 2957 nucleotides. RefSeq names its product centrosomal protein 83 (gene CEP83). The coding region runs from base 587 to 2692 and encodes 701 amino acids. The transcript has 16 exons. Lineage: Eukaryota; Metazoa; Chordata; Mammalia; Carnivora; Felidae. Gene Ontology annotation, cellular component: centrosome. The record is from RefSeq and is a predicted model, not a curated record.